ACACCAGCGUCAACCAGGACAACGACAGAGAAAAAUACGUUGUUAGCCACUCGCGUCUGUUGAUUUCUUACAUUGAAGCUGAACAGACGAUACGCCAGAACACCGUAGGAACCUAUGGCGCAGAACAUAACAAUAGAGGAUGUUAUUAAUACGUCCCAUCACAUCCUUGAGAAGUCGUUGGUAACGGCGGGUACUUAUAUGGAGAAGGUCCCGGGCGGGUCGAUUGUUGUUCGUUAUAUCAAGUCGUCGCAUCGAAAUGAUCCAAUAAGAACAUUGUUGGAGCUUGGACUGCUGGUCUUUGCUAUUAGAUACUUCACCACGUCGAGAUCCUCUGUGAAGAAGAAAGGGUUUGUGAAACUGACACAGGCUGAGGUUGAUGACCUGUGCGAGGAUUGGGAGCCGGAACCCCUGGCCGUUCCCGUUGAUGAGCGCGAGCAAUGGCAGCUAGACUCCAUACCAGUGAACGAGGCUGCUAUCGUAGCCCAUGUUAAGCUCCAGGGAUACGAUAAUAAGAAGAUGAUAAACGCAGCCACCCUAAACUUUCUGGAUCUCGGUUCAAACGAAUACAUCAAACAUGAAGUACAAAAAGUGAUAAGAAACACAGGUGUUGGUGCGUGUGGCCCACCAAACUUUUACGGAAAUCAAGAUAUCCACAUCAAAUUGGAGAAUGAUUUGGCACAGUUCUUUGGCUCUGAAGGGUGUGUCCUGUACGGUCAAGAUUUCACGACAGCAGGUUCGGUGUUACCUUCAUUCUUGAAGAGAGGCGAUUUUGUUGUUGCAGAUGCGAAUUGUAAUCUUGCAAUCCAAAAGGCGUUACAACUAUCAAGAGCAAACGUUUACUGGUAUAAACAUAACGAUAUGGAAGAUUUGGAGAGAAUCAUGUUUGCACUUCGCGAUGAUUUCUUCAAGUAUGAGAAACCUAUCUCUAGAAAAUUCAUCGUCACAGAAGGAUUGUUUGCAAAUGUUGGAGACUAUCCAGAUUUGAACAAGGUUAUUCAACUGAAGGAGAAGUUCAAAUUCCGUAUCUUUUUGGAUGAGUCCCUGUCCUUUGGUGUCUUGGGUAAGAGUGGACGUGGAUUACCAGAACACUUUGGAAUCCCUCGUUCCAAAAUUGACAUCUCCAUUGCGUCAAUGGCGAAUGCGUUCAACUCAAGUGGUGCAUUCUGCAUUGGUGAUAAAGUCAUGUCCUACCACCAAAGAAUUGGUUCUUUGGCUUAUUGCUUUUCAGCCUCCUUACCUCCAUACACAGCAAGAGCCACUUCCUUGGCAUUGGAACUAAUCAACAAGGAUCGUGAGUAUGGCGAAUCACCGCUAAUGUCCAAGCUGCACAAGUACAGCGGACAGUUGUACGAUUCUUUUACAAAUGAUAAGAAGCUGGAAAAGUUGGUUAUAAUCAGAUCCGCCAGAGAAUCAUCUGUAUUGCAUUUACAAAUCCAUCCAGACAUCAGACUUCGUCUGGGACUACCACUCUCGUAUACCGGCUCAGGCUCGGAGAUGGAGAAGCGUGUUAAGAAAGGUUACAGCGACAAGUUCAUCGAGGCCCUGAACAACGAACAGUUCCUCCUCCAGAGCGUUGUUAACCAAUGUCUCAAGCAAGGCGUUGUUGUUAUGAGACCUGCAUAUUCAUGGGCCCAAGAGAUUGCACCUCUAGUACCACACCUUCGCGUAUCGGUUAACGUUGGCUUGAGUGAGAAGGAGGUUAAGGAGAUCCACAAGGUUGUUUCAAACGCUAUUCAGAACGUGAUUAAAGACAUCACCCUCGAAGAGUUUGAGACCCAGUUGGAAGCGAAAUGAUCACAGGCCUCGCACGUAUACAACCACUCAUAUACACACAUAUAUAUAUACUUAUACGUAAUUAUAUUCCCCCUAAUAAUACUAAUCUCUCC
Williopsis jadinii is the source of this 1886-nucleotide messenger RNA. It is a transcript of the gene LCB1, whose product is annotated as serine C-palmitoyltransferase LCB1. Gene Ontology annotation, biological process: ceramide biosynthetic process; sphingosine biosynthetic process. The transcript has a single exon. The coding region runs from base 115 to 1794 and encodes 559 amino acids. Gene Ontology annotation, molecular function: serine C-palmitoyltransferase activity; pyridoxal phosphate binding. Gene Ontology annotation, cellular component: endoplasmic reticulum. NCBI's taxonomy places the organism in Eukaryota, Fungi, Ascomycota, Saccharomycetes, Phaffomycetales, Wickerhamomycetaceae. The record is from RefSeq and is a predicted model, not a curated record.